UCAACACAAGACCGACAUGUGCAGCAGAGAGUCAUAAGCGGAGGCUGCAAGAACCCUCUUCUUUUAUUACUAUCAUGGUUCCCUCCAAUCUCCCAUCCAACGGCCCCAAAUCCCCCAAGCCCCAAAUCUCAUCACCCACCGCACGAUCAUAAAUCAUCCCCCCAUUUCUUCCUAACACCACUUCAGAUCUGGCACCACCACCCCGAACCUAAAAAACAUCAUAGUAUUACAGUACUAUUUGGCGGCGGCGAUGGUGGAGGCGCAGACAUGGACGACGCGGAGAAUGAGCAACCCUCGUCUUGACACGACCACCACAGACCCAGUACUGGACAUUCCCCCGACACCGCCGGGGGAGCUUCGGAACAGCUUCGGAUCCAACCCUAACAACAACCUCUCUCCAACCCUAGUAACCGCCCUCAUCAUUUCAUCUUGGUACCUCUCAAACAUCGGCGUCCUCCUCUUAAACAAGUAUCUCCUCAGCUUCUACGGCUACCGCUACCCCAUCUUCCUCACAAUGCUCCACAUGCUAUCAUGCGCCGCAUACUCCUACGCCUCCAUCAACUUCCUCGAACUCGUUCCUCUCCAACACAUCCACUCUAAAAAACAGUUCUUUAAGAUCCUCGCGCUCAGCGCCAUCUUCUGCUUCUCCGUCGUCUGCGGCAACACCUCCCUCCGCUACCUCCCCGUCUCCUUCAACCAAGCCAUCGGCGCAACGACCCCGUUUUUCACAGCUAUCUUCGCUUUCUUAAUCACAUGCAAGAAAGAGACCGGGGAGGUUUACCUCGCGCUGUUGCCGGUGGUGUUCGGCAUCGUUGUCGCGAGCAACAGUGAACCUUUGUUUCAUUUGUUCGGGUUUUUGGUCUGUGUCGGUUCCACCGCUGGUCGUGCUUUGAAAUCCGUUGUUCAGGGGAUUUUGUUGACUUCGGAGGCCGAGAAGCUUCACUCCAUGAACUUGCUUCUCUACAUGGCUCCCUUGGCGGCGUUGAUUUUGUUGCCGUUUACUCUCUACAUUGAAGGAAAUGUGUUGGCUUUGACUGUUGAGAAGGCCAAAGGUGACCCCUUUAUCGUGUUCUUGCUGCUUGGGAAUGCCACCGUGGCGUAUUUGGUGAACUUGACGAAUUUUCUUGUCACGAAGCAUACCAGUGCGUUGACGCUGCAGGUGUUGGGGAAUGCGAAGGCGGCGGUGGCGGCGGUGGUUUCGGUUCUGAUUUUCAGGAAUCCGGUGACGGUUAUGGGAAUGGCGGGGUUCGGAAUCACCAUCAUGGGGGUUGUGCUUUACAGUGAGGCCAAAAAGAGGUCCAAAGUUACCACUCAUUGAUGUUUCUUUUUUGGCUUUCACACCUUAUUCUUCGGGGACAAACCACGAAAAACUAAGGGGACUUAAGGGAAUAGCAGCAGCUCUCUUAACAUCAUCAGAGACUAUAGCUGUUAAAGCACAGGAUAAUUCAUCCAAAAGGAAGGAAGCCCAACUUCUUUGAUGGCCAAAUUUAGCAGCCCAGUCAGCAGCAGAAUUUACUUCCCUGCUAAUGUGCACAAUUGGAUAUAAGAUUUUUCAUUUAGUUACGAAUUUACAAUUUAGUGA
Messenger RNA from Glycine soja, 1582 nucleotides. Its product is annotated as probable sugar phosphate/phosphate translocator At1g12500. Lineage: Eukaryota; Viridiplantae; Streptophyta; Magnoliopsida; Fabales; Fabaceae. Gene Ontology annotation, cellular component: Golgi apparatus. The record is from RefSeq and is a predicted model, not a curated record. Bases 251 to 1318 code for a protein of 355 amino acids. Gene Ontology annotation, molecular function: antiporter activity. The transcript has 2 exons.